Messenger RNA from Rattus norvegicus (Norway rat), 159 nucleotides. RefSeq names its product keratin-associated protein 20-2-like. Lineage: Eukaryota; Metazoa; Chordata; Mammalia; Rodentia; Muridae. The transcript has a single exon. The record is from RefSeq and is a predicted model, not a curated record. The coding region runs from base 1 to 159 and encodes 52 amino acids.
AUGUGCUGCUAUGGAAACUACUAUGGGGGUCUUGGUUAUGGUUAUGGCUGUGGCUGUAGCUAUGGAGACCUAGGUUAUGGCUAUGGUUAUGGCAGAUUUGGAUAUGGCUGCUGCCACCCAUGUUGCCAUGGGAGAUACUGGUCCUAUGGAUUCUACUGA